AAGGUUAAGGGCGGCAUCGCGAGCCGCUACACGACGCGCAACCAGGCGCUCAACCGCCUGCAGCUCAAGCUCGCGGACUUUCGACGCCUGUGCAUCCUCAAGGGCAUCCACCCCAGGGAGCCCAAGAAGAAGUUCAAGGGCCAGCACAAGACCUACUACCACGUCAAGGACAUCAACUUCCUCGCGCACGAGCCCCUCCUCGAGAAAUUCCGCGACCUCCGCUCGUACGAGCGCAAGAUCAAGCGCGCCAGGGCGAAGAAGGCGUACCACGCCGUGGACCGUCUGGAGGAGAAGAAGCCCAAGUACGGCCUGGACCACCUCGUGAAGGAGCGGUAUCCGACCUUUCUCGACGCCCUCCGCGACCUCGACGACCCGCUCACUUUGGCUCACCUCUUCGCCGUGCUCCCCGCGGACAAGAGGCACGGGAUCCCGGCCGAGGUGCUGCUGGAGUCUCGCAAGCUCUCGCUCGAGUUUCAGUCGUACGUCACCAAGAUGCACGCGCUGCGCAAGGUGUUCAUAUCCGUCAAAGGGAUCUACUACCAGGCGGUGGUGCACGGCCAGGAGAUCACCUGGCUCACCCCGCACGCGCUCGCGCAGACGUUGCCCGAGGACGUGGACUACAGGGUCAUGCUCACGUUUUUGGACUUUUACACGUCGAUGCUCGGCUUUGUCAACUACAAGCUCUACUUUGACCAAGGCUUGAGGUACCCGCCGGUCCUGGACACGCGACUCGAGGACGCCGCGGGUGGGAUCGUCGCCAGCGCGCAGGCGAAGCUCACCGAGUCCAGGCUGGCGACGCUGAGCGAUAAACUCGCGCAGAUCGGCGACGGGGAGGUGGACGAGGAGGCCGAGGCCGAGGCUGCGCUGCGCGCCGAACGCAGCGACGGCGAGGACGGCGAUGACGUCGAGGAGGAGGACGAGCUCGAGCGCGCCAUCAGUCUCUCCGCCGGCGGAGAUCCGACGGCGAGGGAGGACGCCAAGCUCUGCGCCACGCUCUUCAAGGGGAUGGUCUGUUUCAUCCAGCGCGAGUGCCCGAGGGACAUGAUGGUGUUCAUCAUCCGAUCGUUCGGCGGCGAGGUGUGCUGGGAGGGUGAGGGCAGCCCGUACGACGAGUCCGACGGCGGCGUGACCCACCACGUGUGCGACAGGCCGAUGGAGGGGAAGAUGCUCGCUCAGCGCGAGUACGUCGUACCGCAGUGGGUGUGCGACUGCGCCAACUGGAGGAUCCUCAUCCCCUGCGCCGACUACAGGCCCGGGAUCGUGCCCCCGCCCCACCUCUCCCCGUUCGUCAGCAAGGACGACGAGGGUUACACCCCCGACUACCAGGCCACGCUGGAGAAGCUCCAGAUGCAGGCGAAA
Messenger RNA from Micromonas commoda, 1359 nucleotides. RefSeq lists its product with no specific name. NCBI's taxonomy places the organism in Eukaryota, Viridiplantae, Chlorophyta, Mamiellophyceae, Mamiellales, Mamiellaceae. Gene Ontology annotation, cellular component: nucleolus; PeBoW complex. Gene Ontology annotation, biological process: ribosome biogenesis; maturation of LSU-rRNA from tricistronic rRNA transcript (SSU-rRNA, 5.8S rRNA, LSU-rRNA). The annotation marks the transcript as partial. Gene Ontology annotation, molecular function: RNA binding. The transcript is spliced from 3 exons. The record is from RefSeq and is a predicted model, not a curated record.